AUGGCAUCAAUAAACAAGCGUUACACUUACUACGGUGGUGAGACAGCUGUUUUAUCUGGAAGCACAAUUACCGGCAAUGCCAAUGGCAAAGCUAUACGAGCGCAGAAUAAGCCAAGACGAAAACAUGUCACAUUCGGACCUUAUAUACUAGGAUCUACAUUAGGUGAAGGAGAAUUUGGUAAAGUUAAAUUAGGUUGGUCAAAGCAUUCUACAACUUCUUCCGCAGAAGUCCCCAAACAAGUAGCCAUUAAGCUGAUCAGGAGGGACACAAUACCUAAAAAUUCAGAAAAAGAAGUCAAGGUGUAUCGAGAAAUCAAUGCAUUGAAACAUUUGACCCAUCCAAACAUUGUCAAGCUGGAAGAAGUUUUACAAAAUUCCAAAUAUAUUGGUAUUGUCCUUGAGUAUGCGUCCGGUGGUGAGUUUUACAAAUAUAUCCAGCAGAAAAGGAGACUGAAAGAAGGUGUUGCGUGUAGAUUAUUCGCACAGCUAAUUAGUGGUGUCCAAUAUAUGCAUUCGAAGGGUUUAGUUCAUAGAGAUUUGAAACUUGAGAAUUUAUUGCUCGAUAAACACGAGAAUUUAAUUAUAACGGAUUUCGGAUUUGUAAAUGAAUUUUUUCAGCAUAAUGAAUUGAUGAAAACAUCUUGCGGCUCACCCUGUUACGCUGCACCGGAAUUGGUGGUAAGUACAAAACCAUAUGAGGCGAGAAAAGCUGAUGUUUGGUCCUGUGGAAUCAUCCUCUAUGCCAUGCUGGCCGGUUAUUUGCCUUGGGAUGAUGAUCCAAAAAAUCCCGAUGGUAACGACAUUGCAAAACUGUACCAUUAUAUCACAAGAACACCAUUAAAAUUUCCAGAAUAUGUCAACGCAUUACCCAGAGAUCUUUUAAGACGUAUUCUUGUCUCUGAUCCGAAAAGAAGAACCACCUUGAGAAAUAUUCAACGCCAUGAAUGGACGAGACCUCAUAUGCCAUUUUUAUCAAUAACACCCGAAGAAUGGGAUAGAACGAUGGUAUCUAAAGAUGUUUUUAGACCUCCAAGACUGAAUUCUCAGAGAUCAACGAGACCGCAAUCGAAUUGUUCGACAUCAUCAACGAGUUCGAAAGGCGACAAAAGAGACUCGCUCAUCAUCGAUUCCACUUUGGUGAAUUUGCCAGCGCCACCACAAGAGUCUCAAUCCCAUGUAAUAACGAUACCGUCACCACCGUCACCUGAACUGCGGCACUCACCUAUAAGGGGUGUAAAUAGACACAGUAGAAGCAAUUCUGCUGCAUCAAUUGCAUUACAGGCUGUAGUUGACGCUGAACGUGAGCACAACUUACAACGUGAAUCGUUUUUGCAUUUACAGAAGAUGCAUCAUUCAACUGGCAAUAGAGCGUCCGUUCCUGUAUUCUUAAAUCAAAGAUCCAACACGCACUCUAACAAUUCUGGAAAUGUCUCUUCAUUAAUGAAUAAAGAUAGCGUUAUCGUGGAAGCGAGUCCAGCAAAAAAUGCAAAAAAUAAUACUUCACACCCAAAUAUAGCAUCACAGGAGUCAUCCAAUAUGGCUAAUCUAGCGGCUUCUUACGAAAAUAAAAACAAAACGUUUAAACCAAAGACCACUGUAGAUCGUAUGAAUCACAGUAGUGAAAAAGGUUCAAGUUCGUACCAUCAACUUUCAUCACAACACCAUAAACCGAGGCCAACUUCUUACCAUCCUUCAUCUACGGCUUCUGCUAGCACAGACAGUGAUGCAUUUCCUAUUGUUUCAGCAAUCAACGGCACAUUGGCGCAUAAUAUGGAGCCAUCACCUUUUGAUUCAGUUCCUUCGCUAAGUCCCGAUCAAAAAUAUUCUUCAUUUGACCAUUCCCCCAAAAUGCUACCAAGAAGAUCAUUUUCGGUGAAUAAACCAUCCUUGGAUUUACAAAGCGUCUCUGGCGAUUUAAUCAGAUCUCAGAAAGAUGGGGAAACAAUUGCUUUUUCUCGAAUUAAUGAACAAGUUGAAGACGCUGAUUUCAGAAAGCGUCGCCAAAGUCGUCGUUUUAGUGCCUUAAUUGGCGAAAAGGUAUUCAGUCCAGUUACGGAGGAGAUGGAAGAGACCGCAAUAGUUGAUGAAAAACCAAUUACCAUCAAGGUCUCAGCUGUGACUCCAGAUGUGAAUGAUCCUGAUGGUACUGGCGAGAAAAAGCUGGAUAUACCGGAUAAUAAAACGGAGAAGAAAAGGUUCAGUUUUUUUUCCCUUUAUUCAACGCAUAAUGUUUCAAAAUCUAGCCUGGGCAGCAAUGAUUCCAAAAGUGGCGUCAAUGGUAAGGCAGCCUCCCGUAACCCGUCAGCAUCACCAAAAACAGCAGAGCCCAGGGAGUCAAGGACUACAUUGCAUGUUGUGGCUCCAAAUGACUCAGAAGAUUCAGAAUCUUCACAGAUUUCUCAGACUUCAGCGGUUGCAGCAACUUUUGCGCCGGACGUGCACAGAAGUACUCAAAGUUCAAGACAGACGUCGUCGUCGGAUAAAUCCAUUGCAGAAAAGACAACAGGUGGCUCAAACGCUUCCAAAGAGUCGCAAUCAAUCCAACGUCAUGCAUCACACAAUCGUUCAAAUGGCAGAACUAGUUCAAGAGUGACAAAUGCUAGUAAUACAUCACGUAGCAGUCAUCGACAAUCGGUAAUGGUCUCGACCCUGAACGACAAUCAACAAGCCCAACCGAGACACACCGGCGAUCAAUCGACAGCCAGGAAAGUAAUAGAUUUCUUCAAAAGGCGGAGUAUGAGACUGUAA
Molecule: messenger RNA, 2748 nt
Organism: Zygotorulaspora mrakii
Lineage: Eukaryota; Fungi; Ascomycota; Saccharomycetes; Saccharomycetales; Saccharomycetaceae
Exons: 1
Coding region: 1-2748 (915 amino acids)
Biological process (GO): intracellular signal transduction; protein phosphorylation
Cellular component (GO): cell cortex
Molecular function (GO): ATP binding; protein serine/threonine kinase activity
Source: RefSeq, a predicted model, not a curated record